AUGUUUACCGUACUUGUAUUUUUCUCAAUUUUCGGGAAUACCGUGGUUAUGCUCAUUAUACUCAGAAACCGUGGAAUGAGAACCGUGACAAAUUACUUUCUCUUUAAUUUGUCUGCCGGGGAUUUGUUGUCCAUUUUUCAAAUUAUACCAAAUGUGUACUACGCGCUGACCAGAGAUUGGAUAUUUGGGCUUCCUUAUUGCAAACUGUCCCAAUUCUUCACCGCAUUUAACAUUGCCAUUUCUGUGUUUACAUUCAUCGGAAUCACGGCAGACCG
Molecule: messenger RNA, 275 nt
Organism: Dicrocoelium dendriticum
Lineage: Eukaryota; Metazoa; Platyhelminthes; Trematoda; Plagiorchiida; Dicrocoeliidae
Source: the annotation of a GenBank genome assembly